Daldinia caldariorum is the source of this 2320-nucleotide messenger RNA. RefSeq names its product amidase family protein. The transcript is spliced from 2 exons. Bases 83 to 2239 code for a protein of 718 amino acids. The record is from RefSeq and is a predicted model, not a curated record. Lineage: Eukaryota; Fungi; Ascomycota; Sordariomycetes; Xylariales; Hypoxylaceae.
AUGGGAUAGUGAUGCGGGAAGCCGGGGGGAAGACAACACUUCUCACACCCCCUAAAACCCACCACCCAGUCGGAGCUUAAAGAUGGCCUUUUCCGACUCGAACCCUCGAGGUAGUAUAUGGCUCCUUUUAUGCGCGUGUUUAAUAGUACCUAUUAAGGUACUGGAAUUGGCAUUGGCGAGCCCCAUGAAACGGGCCCCUCUCGAACACCUGCAGACCACACGACACGGCGACGUCGCGUUCGGCCUUGGCGACAGGACCUACCUGGCCAACAUCCGACACCCCAAGCAGACGAUCCUCCUCGGCGGAGACGGUCGGGCCACGGCGAGCCGGCAAGGCUCGCUGGUGCCGUUCACCGCGGUAUUCACCGACAGAGAAGUCGUGACUGCCGAUUCCUUGCGGGCUGUGAUCGAGAGCUACUUAUCAGCGGGCGACGACGUGUUUUCCGAGGACUUCUUGGAGGGGAUAUACAUCGGGAAAAAUGGCACGAGCGACGGCAGCAGCUAUACAAGAACAACAACAGCAACAACCCUCGAUGCGAGCGCGCUGGAAUACCUAAACAACCUCGCACCGCAGCAUCUAAUCUUAGACGCCGGUUUCGAAAGCAUUGGCUGCUACCCCACAGACAUCGUAGUAACCUACCUCGGGGAUUCAGACACCACUAGCCGCCUCACCCUCCCCGCCGGUCCGUACGCAGCGCUGGUCUCGGAGGACUCGAUCACGCUCGGAGCAGUGUACCGCCUGCACCGGGACUCGCAUCGGGACUUCCUGUACGGCGCGUACGACUCCGGCGACGGGCACGGCACCUUCGCCCCCGUGGAGCUCUUCCAGCCGCGCUCCUGGGAGCCGCUGAUCCCCGUGCCCUCGCGCAUCCACAGCUGGGGCGACCCGCGGCCGCUCGCGGGGCUCCGGGUCGCGAUCAAGGACCUGUUCGACGUGAAGGGCCUGGCCACGUCGGGCGGCAGCCGGGCGUGGGCGUCGAUCGCCGGCGGGGCCGCGAACGAGACGGCGCCGUGCGUCCGGCGCAUCGUCGACGACCUCGGCGCCGUCCUGGUCGGCAAGUACAAGCUGGCGCAGUUCGCGUCGGGCGCGGACCCGUGGGGCUGGCAGGACGCGCACUACCCGUUCAACCCGCGCGGCGACGGGUGGCUCACGUGCUCGGCGUCGUCGUCGGGCGGCGGGUGCGCGGUGGCCGCGUACGCCUGGCUCGACUUCGCGAUCGGCUCCGACACCGGGUCGUCCAUGAGGCGGCCCGCGGCCGUCUCGGGCACGUACGGGAACCGGCCGAGCCAGGGGCUCAUGACGCUCUCGGGGGUCAUGCCGCUGGGCGCGGCGACCGACACCGCGGGGAUAUUCGCCCGGAGCGUGCGCGACUGGGUGCGCUUCGCCAAGAGCUGGUACGUCCCUGAGAUGUACCAGGACGCUUCGAUCACGGGGCUGAGCCCCCUCGACGCGCCCGACUCGUACGCCUUCCCGAAGCGCGUCUUGUACCUCACAGACUAUCUGCCGCUGAGGAACCCUGCCGCGGAAGAGGUGCUUCAGGGGUUCAUCCGGAACCUUACCGCGGUCUUCGGGAUGACGGUCGAGGAGUUCAAUUUGACGGCCGUUGUUGCUAACACGACGGACGAGGUGCCGAAAUACGCCGCUCUGAAUAACGCGACGGCCGUGAUUAAUACCAUGACGCAGUACCGCCAGGUAGGCAAGCCCCUGAUCUCAGCGUGGGCGGAACGGUACGAGGGGCGAUUCCCACCCAUCGAUCCGGCCCAGCGGCAGAGAUGGAAAGCGUACGACGAAUCUGUGUAUACCGACGAGUUGUACAACCGAUCCCUGCGGGUUAAGCGCGCGGCCGUGGACUGGUUCGAAUCGACGAUACUGUACUCGACGCCGGAGUCGUGCAGCGAGAGCAUCAUGCUGUGGGACAUCGGCACGGGCGGGCUGCCGAGCUAUCGGGAGGAGUCCCUAAACCGCGAUCCCAACACGACGACCUUCCUAGCCGUGACCCCGUCGACCGCGGGCAUCAACGGGGCCAGCCUGUGCCCCAUCUACGGGUGCGUGGACAUGACGAUUCCCAUCGGGCAGGUCCCAUAUCUGAGCAACGUGACGUUCGUGGAGGAGAUGAUCCCGGUGACGGUCAGCGUCGUUGCGAGGAGAGGCUGCGACUUUAUGCUGUGGAACAUGUGGCAGAAGCUUGCGGACGAGGGGGUGCUGAAGACUAUUAAGACCGGAAGGACUGCGUUUUGAGCAGAAGUUUGCAAAGCGCUUGUUAACUCUAUUUGUCACCUACCUACCUACCUAGGUACCUAAUCUAAGUAGGUAUAUCAG